GGAGGAGAAGAGGGGGCGCCCCCUCCCCCCACGGAUGCGCUUAAAAGGCGGUGGCGGUGGCGGCAGCUCCCGGCGCCCGGGCUCACCUCGGCCAUGAGCAGCGCAGCCGGCCCAGACCCGUCGGAGGCGCCCGAAGAGCGGCAUUUCCUCAGGGCCUUGGAGCUGCAGCCCCCACUUGCCAACAUGGGAAGAGCUGAGCUUAGCUCAAAUGCUACCACCUCCCUUGUCCAGAGGAGGAAACGGGCCUGGGGAAGGCAGUCAUGGCUAGAGCAGAUUUGGAACGCAGGGCCUGUUUGCCAGAGCACCGCGGAGGCAGCCGCCCUGGAGCGGGAGCUGCUGGAGGAUUAUCGCUUUGGGCGGCAGCAGCUCGUGGAGCUGUGCGGUCAUGCUAGUGCCGUGGCUGUGACCAAGGCGUUCCCGUUGCCCGCUCUCUCCCGGAAGCAGAGGACGGUGCUGGUCGUGUGCGGCCCGGAGCAGAACGGGGCAGUGGGGCUGGUCUGUGCCCGGCACCUGCGAGUGUUUGAGUACGAACCCACCAUCUUCUACCCCACACGCUCACUGGACCUGCUGCAUCGGGACCUGACCACCCAGUGCGAGAAGAUGGACAUCCCCUUCCUGAGCUACCUGCCCACUGAGGUGCAGCUCAUUAAUGAAGCCUAUGGGCUGGUGGUGGACGCCGUGCUGGGCCCCGGCGUGGAGCCGGGCGAGGUCGGGGGCCCCUGCACCCGCGCGCUGGCCACGCUCAAGCUGCUGUCCAUCCCCCUCGUGAGCCUGGACAUCCCCUCAGGCUGGGACGCAGAGACCGGCAGCGAUUCGGAGGACGGGCUGCGGCCUGACGUGCUGGUGUCUCUCGCGGCGCCCAAGCGCUGCGCCGGCCGCUUCUCCGGGCGCCACCACUUCGUGGCCGGCAGGUUCGUGCCCGAUGACGUGCGCCGCAAGUUCGCUCUGCGCCUGCCGGGAUACACGGGCACCGACUGCGUCGCGGCACUGUGACCGCCACCCGAGCCCACACCGCAGGGACCCUCGCCAAUAAACAGCCCUCCCACCAC
Molecule: messenger RNA, 1049 nt
Organism: Gorilla gorilla gorilla (western lowland gorilla)
Lineage: Eukaryota; Metazoa; Chordata; Mammalia; Primates; Hominidae
Gene: YJEFN3
Product: YjeF N-terminal domain containing 3
Exons: 7
Coding region: 94-993 (299 amino acids)
Cellular component (GO): mitochondrion
Molecular function (GO): NAD(P)HX epimerase activity
Source: RefSeq, a predicted model, not a curated record